CCUCUGUCUUUGUCCAUCCUCCUCCUCCUCCUCCUCCUCAUAUGUUCCGACAUCAACCACCACCUUGCCCUUACCCUUAUCCUUCCAUGUCUCCUCAACCACAACAACAACAACAACAACACAAAGUCAUUACGGCUUUUGAACUCGAACAAACAAACAUGGCUCUUUCUGAAAUUCAACGUGAUCUUCGCUCUUUGUUGAGGAUUCAUUCUUAAAAAGAAACAUUACAUGUAGACAAGAAACAUGACAUGUAUGCAAGGAAGAAAAAAAAAAAAGAAAAAAAA
Messenger RNA from Mycotypha africana, 284 nucleotides. RefSeq lists its product as uncharacterized. The record is from RefSeq and is a predicted model, not a curated record. The transcript has a single exon. The coding region runs from base 42 to 215 and encodes 57 amino acids. Lineage: Eukaryota; Fungi; Mucoromycota; Mucoromycetes; Mucorales; Mycotyphaceae.